Molecule: messenger RNA, 1050 nt
Organism: Populus nigra (black poplar)
Lineage: Eukaryota; Viridiplantae; Streptophyta; Magnoliopsida; Malpighiales; Salicaceae
Product: DNA-directed RNA polymerases II and IV subunit 5A
Exons: 5
Coding region: 183-803 (206 amino acids)
Biological process (GO): DNA-templated transcription
Cellular component (GO): RNA polymerase II, core complex; RNA polymerase III complex; RNA polymerase I complex
Molecular function (GO): DNA binding; DNA-directed RNA polymerase activity
Source: RefSeq, a predicted model, not a curated record
ACCCAAGCUUAAGACACCCUGCAAAAUAACGAUCACGGCUGCUCCUGCAUUAGCCCCUUAUUUCCGAACUCCAAAAGAAACAGAGAAAGUGCGAGACCGUUCCUCCAUAAACCUUGCUAGGGUUCUGAUCACCUUACACUCUCCCUUAUCGAUCUCCAGGUGAAAGAGGAACAAAAGAAAAAAUGACUUUAACAGAAGAAGAAAUCAAGAGGCUGUUAAGAAUUAGAAAGACAGUGAUGCAAAUGCUCAAGGAUAGAGGUUAUUUUGUUGGAGACUUUGAAAUUAAAAUGACAAGAGAGCAAUUUGAAUCCAAAUAUGGUAAUAACAUGAAAAGGGAAGAUCUUGUUAUUAACAAGACCAAGCGAAACGAUAGUUCUGAUCAGAUUUAUGUUUUCUUUCCGGAGGAAGCUAAAGUUGGUGUUAAAACAAUGAAGACAUACACUAAUCGCAUGAAAUCCGAGAAUGUUUUUAGAGCAAUCUUGGUUGUUCAACAGAAUUUGACCCCAUUUGCUCGAACUUGUAUCAAUGAGAUCUCUACAAAAUUCCACUUGGAGGUCUUUCAGGAGGCUGAGCUGUUGGUUAACAUCAAAGAGCAUGUUCUUGUCCCUGAACAUCAAGUUCUUUCAAAUGAAGAGAAGAAGACUUUGUUGGAGAGAUACACAGUGAAAGAAACACAGCUGCCUCGCAUUCAGAUAACUGAUCCAAUCGCAAGAUACUACGGGCUGAAGCGUGGACAAGUUGUUAAGAUUAUCAGGCCAAGUGAAACAGCAGGACGAUAUGUUACCUACCGAUAUGUUAUAUAAAUAGUUUUAUCAGCUUAAGAUUAACUCAGAUUAGUGUUUGAAACGUGUACUCUGCAUUUCUGUCAAAAUUAAUUAACUCGGACCCCAAAAGGAGGAUUUAUGGAUAUUAAGAUGACUCUGGCUAUAUUGUUUUGAUCUCACCGUGUCAUCGUGAGCUCUUCAUACGGUGCUCUCUGAAUUUGGGAUUUGUUUGUAUUUCUUAUGCUGCUGUCAUUCACAGACUGAGAGCCAAUGGCUUAUUUUCUGA